Molecule: messenger RNA, 1666 nt
Organism: Haliotis rufescens (red abalone)
Lineage: Eukaryota; Metazoa; Mollusca; Gastropoda; Lepetellida; Haliotidae
Product: protein rogdi-like
Exons: 11
Coding region: 12-806 (264 amino acids)
Cellular component (GO): RAVE complex
Source: RefSeq, a predicted model, not a curated record
GACGAGCCAUCAUGGCGGAUGUGGACUCAGAGCUGGAAAGUCUGCGUCGUGAGCGAGAGUGGCUGGUUGGUGUGGAGGUGCACAGCGUCCUGGAUGACAUCCGACACACACUGACGGAAUGCAGUAAGCGGUUCCCCAUUCAGACCUUACCAAAUGGAGAUAAUGUGACGGACCUGCGGCAGAUCAAGGCACAGGGGAUACUUAUGAAUAGCCCAAAUGGCACGGGGCACAUCAAGUGUAUGGUCACCCUCAGAGGAGACUCCAUAUUUGAAGCAGACAUCAACUUCAAGCAUAAACAGGGGAAGGAGCAUCACAUCUACAAGACCAGCAUCCUGGAGGACUCCCAGUGGAAGUUGCAGCAGAUCCAGGAUGCAGGGAACCACCUGUGCAGGGCUUUGAUGACCGUCAACAGUCACGAUGGCAGCUACAAGUUCAAGUCAGGGAAGGAAGUUAUACUACUGCUGGAUGACAUCAUGAAGAGUUUGCUGAAGGGCCGAGGAAGUCUCACGCUGCCAAAACGGAAAUCAUUACAAGACCUUGUCAAUAACAGAAAUAUGCAUGUUUUGUACCCUCCUGUGCCGAGCGACAUCGCCCUCUCCUUCUACAUCCACGCAUCCAAGUUGAUCCUCGCUCUGUAUCACGUUCACAUCACCGGCCAGAAGAUUGAGGUCACAGCCCGGUACCAGGUGGAAACUGUGGUCCAGUGGCUCAAUGACGCCAUCAUGCUCUUCACUCUGGCUCUGCAGCAGUGUCAGCAACUCAAGGACAAGUUGACUGUUCUACUCCAGUACAAGGGAUUAUCAUAAGUGUCCAGAUGCCGGCAGAUUGAGCACUUUGUCAAACAGCAGACAUCCCGGCUGAUGGCCUCCGAGCAGUCUUAUUGAGAUGCACAGAUAUUGUGUUUCAUUAGGAUCUCAUCUUACAGAGAAUCACUGAGACAAGAAUAAAAGGGAUAAAAGAUAAAUAUGUGAUAUCAUCUUACUGAGGGAGAUGAAUAGUGUUAUCAAUAUAGUGAUAUGAUAAAUGAAUAAUAUCACCUUGCACAGAUAUCAAGACUGGCAAGAAAAGAGUUAUCAACAUGAUAACUAUGUGGUAACACGAUGAUAUCAACUUACAGGUAUAUUAUAAGUACUGUGAUAUGAACAGUGCUUUUGACAGUGAUAUCACCUUACCAAUGAAUAGUGAGAUAUCAGAGAUAUCACAUUUGAGUAUUAUCAUAUUUCAAUCACUACACAACACUACAAACAGGCAAACAGAAAAAACCACUUUUAGAGUCACAACUCACUGUUGUCAAGAAUACCUUAUUUCCUCUGUUAGAGACAUGGUGUCUGUUCUGUUUCAUGCUGGCACCGUGGCAACUGACUGCUUGCGGAAUCGGUCACACAAAGGGUACAUGGACAUGGUCAUUAUCAGUGAUUAUGGCUUAAAAAAAUAAAAGAAUUUGUUCUCAGGCAAUGGCUUUUGAAAAUAUAGUGCGGGCGGGCAGUGUUUCUUUGUUUUAUGGUUGUUCAAACUAGUAUGUUACCAAAUAAAACAGUUACGUAACCAAAUAAACAGUUGUAUACAAUCAACCUGGUAAAGGGCUUCGCGACAUAAAUGAAUUCCUUGAUGAGUAGAAUACAGUAUUUGACAACUGUUGGACUAGGUAUUUUUAAGGAUUUAUUUU